This is a messenger RNA of Eruca vesicaria subsp. sativa (arugula), 1093 nucleotides long. Lineage: Eukaryota; Viridiplantae; Streptophyta; Magnoliopsida; Brassicales; Brassicaceae. The record is from the annotation of a GenBank genome assembly.
AAAACAUUUUUAUGUUAUCUUCGAAUCUAACUGAGACAAGAAAAAUGGGUUCUUUAUAUCAAGCGUGCUCUUCUUCUGUGGCGAAGAGUGUGUUCUCAUUGGCUUCAUCUCCGUUUAUCAUCACGAGCAGACACAAAAUCACUCGCUACUAUACUAGCAGCUUCAGAGCAUCAUCGACUUCAACUUGUCAAGAUUUAAAGGAAGUGAGAAGCACUGAUGUGGUGGACUUGGAGUAUGCAGAGCUAAACCUCAAGUAUAAGAUAUCUGAGGAAGUGGGUCAUGUAAGAAUCAGACAGCAUGUUAACCCUCUCAGUUCCUCUUUCUCUACGCCAGCUCCAGUUCCUGAUUGGGAGGAAGUUUAUAAGGAUCCAUCGCUACCACUUAUGGUGGAUAUUGGAAGUGGUAGUGGCAGAUUCCUCCUGUGGCUAGCCAAAAAGAAUGCUGAGUCAGGAAACUACUUGGGGUUAGAGAUACGCCAGAAACUGGUCAAGCGUGCUAACUUUUGGGUGAACGAGCUGGGACUUUCUAACGUACACUUCAUAUUUGCAAAUGCCAUGGUUUCCUUUGAUCAGCUUAUAUCAAGCUAUCCUGGACCGUUGGAGUUUGUCUCAAUCUUGUGUCCGGAUCCACAUUUCAAGAAACGGCAUCACAAGAGACGUGUUGUCCAAAAGCCUUUGGUAGAUUCCAUUCUGCAAAACCUAAAACCCGGUGGAAAGGUCUUUGUGCAGUCAGAUGUGCUCGACGUAGCUCAAGACAUGAGAGAUCAGUUAGACGAGGAAGCAAAGGCUCUUGAACAUGUGGACACAGUUGACACAGAGGAAGGUUGGUUAAGGGAAAACCCUAUGGGUAUACGAACUGAGCGAGAGAUACAUGCUGAACUCGAAGGUGCAAGGAUUUACAGAAGACUAUACCAGAAGAAAGGAUAGUCUCCAAUAAGAGGAAGCUGGGAGCUUUAAAAUUCACAUGUUCUUGAGCAGUUUGAUAUUUGCAGAAAAACCCAUAAAUUUCAGUUUUGUGAUAACUUUAAGUACAAAAUUCUUGAAAGAUUUUUAGUUUAAGAGAAGGUAUCUUUGUUGGAGGCAAUAGAAUAAGC